ACCUUGACUUUGGCCCCUGCUUUGCACUGCCUCUGGUGGUCUGCUGUCAGCACCUUCAGGAGACAGUCUGAGAAAUACUGCUCAGACCCCACCUUCACGAGAGGGCAGCACCUUCUCAACCUCCCUCAGCAUGAUGAAGAACUCAGCUUGAUAGGGCAGCAUCUUCUCUUCUGGGCGCCACCUCGCUAGUAUCAGCGGCUGCUGGUGGAUAAAACACAUUUGCCACCGGGGGUUGAGAAAGGAGACAUGCCGUCGCUGAGCAUCCAUUGCGACGCUUGACUGACCAUGAUGAAGACCGAAUCCACAUCCAAGAGCACCGGCUCUGGCUCUACGCUCAGGAGCCCAUCCCCGCACAGGAACGCGUACGAGGCGGGGAUGCAGGCCCUGAAGCCCGUCAAAGACAAUGCUGCGAACGGGGACGUGCAGGAGGGCCCCCGAGGGCGCAGGUACGGCUCCAACGUGCACCGUAUCAAAAACAUGUUCCAGCAGAUGCAUACCACAUCCCCAGCCGAUGUAGAGGGAGAGGACGGCGCCAGGAUCGCCGACAAAUCGGUGCGCCUCUCCCUCCCCAGAGCCGGGAGCCUGAACGAGAACGUGGACCACAGCGCGCUGCUGAAGCUCGGAUCCACCGUGUCCGAGCGCGUCAGCAAGUUCGACACCAAACCAGAAAACGGGCACCAGCGGGCCUCGUCGCCAAGCUACUCCAAGCUGCAGGAGACCCGCCGCAUCUUCGAGCAGCAGCAGGAGAAGCAGCAGCAGGAGAAACUGGCCACCACCAGAGUCCUACUGAAGACAGACAAGGCCUCAGGCUUCCAGGAUGGCAGGUUGGACGUGGUGGCUCGUUUCAAUGGCAGCACAGAGUCCCUGGACAGCCUGGACACAAGUGAGGCCGUGUCCCCAACAGUCAGCCAACUCAGUGCUGUGUUUGAACGGGCAGCCGAGCUCCGGAACAACCUCCACCGCCUCUCCUCUACCCCACCGCUCCCCUCGCGAGGGGUCAGCACCAAGGUGGGUGUGUUGAACUCCAAAAUAAUCACAAAGAGGGUUAGUGCCUUUGCAGCAGGCAACCAGGAGGAAGAGCUAAGCAAUCAGAGGGGCCAAGAGGGCCCUCCAAGGGGCCCUGGGGGGAGAGUGAUUUCCCCAUCUGAUAGCAUUAACGGUGGCCAAAGUGUUGGCCAAAGCACCCCAACUACUGAACUUUACAGUACUAUAGGAGAGCCAAACGAGCAGAGAGAAAAGACUGUUUCUGACGCAGGUGUCAAGGCCAAAGCUGAGGUCAAACCUGAGGAUCACCCUGGGGCCAAGGAGCGUAGCAACACCACACUGCAAGGCGACAUCCACAGCUCUGUGGAGAAUGGAGAAGCUGCUGUCGAGAAGCAAAGCUCUCUAAAGGGGGGUGACAUGCUCAGACAGGAGGGGGACAUGGCUAAGCAUGCUGAGGAGGAGGAAGACAGGACUCUCAGAGACGACCAGUCGGGCCGUGACUCUGUGGAUAUCAGUACCUACAGCGCAGUGGGGGAGGACUUUGGAGGGAGCCAGGUGGACGAGGAAGAAGAGGAGGCCGAUGAGCGCUAUGAGCCUGAGUCCAGCUGUGUGGAGAUUGCUGGGCUGCCUGCGGAGGAGAGCCCGCCCACCUCCAGGAAGAUCCGCUUCAGCACAGAGCCCAUCAAGGUGUUUGCCACCUACCCCAAUGAGGAUUAUGACAGGCGUAACGAAGACGUGGAUCCCAUGGCAGCAUCUGCUGAGUACGAGCUGGAGAAGAGGGUGGAGAGGCUGGACCUGUUCCCCGUGGAGCUGGAGAAAGAUGGUGAUGGCUUGGGCAUCAGUAUCAUCGGGAUGGGUGCAGGGGCUGACAUGGGCCUGGAGAAGCUGGGUAUCUUCGUUAAGACGGUCACAGAGGGAGGAGCGGCACACAGGGACGGCAGGAUCCAGGUGAACGAUCUGAUUGUGGAGGUGGACGGGACCAGUUUGGUUGGAGUCACCCAGAGCUUUGCUGCCUCUGUACUCAGGAACACCUCAGGAACUGUCAAGUUUGUGAUCGGGCGAGAGAAGCCGGGGGAGCAGAGCGAAGUGGCCCAGCUCAUCCAGCAGACUCUGGAGCAGGAACGUUGGCAGAGGGAGAUGAUGGAGCAGCGCUACAACCAGUACAUGGACGAACAAGAGGGUGCUGAAUAUGGCACAGAUGAGGAGGAGGACGAGGAUGAGGAGGUCAGUCCGCCGUAUCCCAGUGCCAUUGAGGUGUUUGACUUGGCAGAGAACGAGGACAUGUCGCCUCUGGAGACUGACCCUGAGAAACUAGCCCAUAAAUACAAAGAGCUCCAAAUAAAGCAUGCUGUGACCCAGGCUGAGAUCCAACAGCUGAAAAGAAAGCUGCACCACGCGGAGCAGGAGAAGCAGCGCUGGCGUAUGGAUAAGGCUCAGCUGGAACAGACCCUGCAGGAGAACAAGGAGCGUAUGGAGAAGCUGGAGGGCUACUGGAUGGAGGCUCAGAGCCUGUGCCAGGCGGUGGACGAGCACCUGAAGGAGACGCAGGCUCAGUAUCAGGCCCUGGAGCGCAAGUACAGCAAAGCCAAACGCCUGAUCAAGGAAUAUCAGCAGAAGGAGAUUGAGUACCUGAAGAAGGAGACCCAGCGUUGUGCACAAGUUGGGGCUGAGGCCUCCCUUCUGAAAGAGGAGUCUGGACAACUCCACGAACAGGUGGCUGACCUGGAGUGUAGGGUCGAGGAGCUGAAAUCUGAACCUUUAUAAGAGCCUUUUUUUCCCCCUUUACCUAUCUCAGAAAGCAGUACUUCACCAGAUGAAGUAGAACAUAGUGUUAUUGUACUUGCAAUGAACUGCAGGGUAUUUCUUGUCCCCAACCUGAGCUUGGUUUCUGGUCGCAUACUGUAUAUGUGUCCUCAGGCUUUGUAUUUCAGCCACUUAACCCUUUUAACCAUGUUUUUCUGUUAACAUUUAUGGGGACGUGAAGAACAGUUUUAUCAUCACAAAUUCAGACUCUGUUGAGCUCUAGAUGUACUGUUCCUUUUUAAAUUUCCGGAGUUCAGUAUUUAAUCCCUCGAUUUGUGGUAUCGUGACAGACCAGGCUGUUGCUUUUAAUUGCCAAAAAACAAACUCCUCUCUUUCUUUUGCCUAGUUUUGUGACCUCUUUUUCUGAGUUUGUACAGAUGUGAUAGUGUGGUUUAACAAUCAGUUUGGUUUGUAAAAAUUUUUAUUAUGUGUAUAACAUUUAACAUAAUAUAAACUAAUGAGAUUGAGGGUUGUUGUAUAUUUUAUGUGAUGAAGAUGUGUAAAUUGGACAGAGAUUGCACUGAAGAAGACAUCACACAAGGUGCUUCACUGGAAUGGAGGAGUAAACGGGAAUGAGUCUGAGGUGUCUUUGAAAUUGUACAAACAGUAACCCAACCUUCGUAGGGGUCUUGUCACUUAACCUUGAGAACCACCUGCUGCCUACCUUUCAGAAGUGUUUGUGUGUUUUUUACACAUUAAGACUCACUAAUGAGCUACCAAUCCUCUGGUUUCAACCCCUCGCUUCUUUGGAAAAAAAAAAGAAAAAGGAAAAAAAAAAAAAAAAAA
Molecule: messenger RNA, 3573 nt
Organism: Xiphias gladius (swordfish)
Lineage: Eukaryota; Metazoa; Chordata; Actinopteri; Istiophoriformes; Xiphiidae
Product: neurabin-2-like
Exons: 12
Coding region: 286-2748 (820 amino acids)
Biological process (GO): calcium-mediated signaling; actin filament organization; neuron projection development
Cellular component (GO): actin cytoskeleton; cytoplasm; dendrite
Molecular function (GO): actin filament binding
Source: RefSeq, a predicted model, not a curated record